GUGGAUGAGGGAUAAAGGCUUGCUCUGCUUUUCAUCCACCGCCACAUCGUAGUUACUAUUCGUCGUUACUAACGACGUUUCCUUCUAUUUAACUUUUAAUACACUGAAAUGACUUCAUUUAACCCCCGCGAGGACUGAGAGGACCAAACCAUUUGUAAAGCCUGGCAACUUUGCUUUGAGAUCUAAUAUAUCUGCAGAGUAGACAGCUCUUCCUGCCGUGGCCAAAAUAACAGCUGAGAUUCGGAGUAAACCCCCCCAGUGCAGCGUCUCCUCGUCUGCGAAGACCAGCACGAGGACUAACUGAGGUUCAGCUUUGUGACUCCGCUUGAUAAAUGUCAACCCGCUCCAGUAUUUGCAUGCAUCCUGUCUCAUCAUCCAAACGUUUCCCCUGGUGCACUGAACAAACUCUACGGAGCUACCGGUGUCCUCUGUCAACUCGUCUGACACCAGAAAUCGAAGAUCCGUAUAGUUUCAGCCACACACUGGACAUGGGGGACUACGAUGUUCGCUCAGCCGCCAGCAUCCUGGCCUCAGUGAAAGAGCAGGAGGCACGUUUUGAGCAAUUGACCCGAGCCCUCGAGGAAGAGCGCCGCAACGUUACCCUGCAGCUUGAGCGUUCCAACCUGCCUCCUAACCCCCCAACUAGCCAACCGCUGGCAUGGCAACAAGUGGUGAUGCAGGAGCAGAGCCCCAUUAACACCACACCCCUGGCCAUGAUGCAGGAGCCGCAGGAGGUGGUGGAGGAGACCGUUACCAUAGAAGAGGAUCCCGGCACUCCCACUUCUCACGUCUCUGUCGUCACAUCCGAUGAUGGAACUACGCGGCGGACAGAAACUAAGGAUGUGUCAACAAACAUGAAGGUGACCAAGAUGGUAAAGACUGUGACCACCCGGACAGUCCGUCAGGUACCCCUUGGCCCUGAUGGUUUACCCCUGCCUGAGGGCACAUCCCCAUUGGGCAGCUAUGCAGAUUCCAUUGAUCGCAGAUACAUGAAGAAUGGAAGUGAGCGCUAUAUCACCCCUCAAGCAACAUCCACCUUGACGCGAGGCUACAACAACUCCUACAAUGACUCCUACGUUGAAACGCCGGAAAGCCAGUAUGUGCGACACUACGGCCUUCACGAUGGAUAUGCAGACUUGACGGACAACUAUGGCAGUCUGUCACGUGGUGUUAACUUCAGGCCGCCGCGCUACCCAUACAUGCCCAACAGUUAUCGCCCAGAGAACAGCUACACACUACCUAUUCGCAAGGAUGAUUAUGGCCAUAUGGCACAGCCUCAAGUUCCCAUGGGGAGCAGCACGGUAGAUUUGAACCGCUCACAACCAGAGCGCUUUCAGCCUGAGCCAUAUGGUUUAGAAGAUGAUCGCCGCAGCUUGGGCCCUGAAGAGGAGGAGCCAUAUGAGCUGGAACCUGACUUUUCCACUGCUAGCCGUCGCACCCUGCCAGGAACUAACCGGGGCCGCACUCACCGGGAACCUCUUCGUGAUAUGCCUCGAGUCAGAUACCCAGAUGACCCCAUUGAGGCAGAGUUGAUUGAUGAGCGCCAUCCUUAUAUCCAUGGCAUGUAUUCAGCCCCACUGGCUCAACCAGAGAGAGGAAGCAUGGCUAGCUUGGACCGAAUGGCCGGGCGGCGCUCCCCCUCUAUCGAUAGUAUCCGUAAAGAUCCACGUUGGAGGGACCCUGAUCUCUCUGAAGUCAUUGCGAUGCUCGGCCACCCGAUCGAUCCCGUCAAGUCCAAUGCCGCUGCCUACCUGCAGCACUUGUGCUACGAAAAUGACAAGAUCAAAAAGGAUGUACGCCAGCUGAAAGGAAUUCCUGUCCUGGUGGGUCUUUUGGAUCAUCCCAAAUCAGAAGUCCAUCGGAAGGCUUGCGGUGCCCUGCGCAACAUCUCCUACGGCAAGGACAACGAAAACAAAGUGGCAAUCAAGAACUGCGAUGGCAUCCCAGCGCUGAUCCGGCUCCUGAGGAAAACCAAUGACAUGGAGGUUCGAGAACUCAUCACAGGUACGCUGUGGAAUCUGUCGUCCUACGAGCCCCUGAAGAUGGUGAUCAUCAACCAUGGCUUGCAGACCAUGACCAACGAGGUCAUAAUUCCUCACUCGGGUUGGGAGCAUGAACCCAACGAGGACUCCAAGCCACGGGAUGCAGAGUGGACCACGGUGUUCAAAAACACAUCCGGCUGCCUCAGGAAUGUGAGUUCAGAUGGUGCAGAGGCUCGUCGCAGACUAAGGGAAUGCGAGGGUUUGGUGGACGCCCUGCUUCACGCUCUUCAGUCAGCGGUAGGAAAGAAAGAUAUGGACAACAAGUCGGUGGAGAACUGCGUUUGUAUCAUGAGAAACCUGUCCUACCACGUACACAAGGAGGUACCAGGGGCCGAAAGGUUCCAGGACCCAUCGGCGCCACAGGCUCCUGGGUCAGCAGGACCACACAGGAAGAAGAAGGAUGACGCUGGCUGCUUUGGAGGCAAGAAAGCCAAAGAGGAAUGGUUUAAUCAAGGGAAAAAGAAUGGGGAGAAUGACAAAAACUAUGACACAUUGGAUCUGCCCAAGCGCACAGAGCCAUCAAAAGGCUUUGAGCUGCUGUACCAGCCAGAAGUGGUGAGGCUUUACCUAUCUCUGCUGACGGAGAGCCAGAACUACAAUACCCUGGAGGCAGCUGCCGGGGCUCUGCAAAAUCUCAGUGCUGGACAGUGGAUGUGGUCCAACUACAUCCGAGCCACAGUGCGGAAGGAGAAAGGUCUUCCCGUCUUGGUGGAGCUGCUGCGCUCAGACUCUGACAAGGUGGUUCGAGCUGUGGCCAUCGCCCUACGCAACCUCUCCAUUGACCGCCGCAACAAAGAUCUGAUUGGAAGCUAUGCCAUGAGAGACUUGGUGAGCAACCUGCCCAGCGGACAGCAGCGGCCGGCCAAGAACCUGGAGGAGGACACUGUGGUGGCCAUCCUCAACACUAUACACGAGAUUGUUACAGACAGCUCCGAAAAUGCCCGCUCGCUCAUCCAGGCCCAGGCCAUUGAGAAGCUGGUUGCCAUCAACAGGACCAGUCAAUCAGCGCGUGAAACAAAGGCAGCAUCCCAUGUGCUGCAGACAGUGUGGAGUUACAAGGAUCUGAGAAACGCUUUGACUAAGGACGGCUGGAAUAAGACCCACUUCCAGCCAACUGUGGCAGUCACCCCGAAAGCAACAAAGAACGGCAAACCGGGUUAUGAUGACACCACCCUUCCUCUGAUGGAAAAGAACCAAGAUGGUUACUCCACCAUUGACCAGAGGGACAAGGACUGCAAAUACAAGACGAGCGACGGAACAGCGGACCUGACAGAGCGGGAGCCAUUAAAGAAUGACACAAAUAGGAAACACUAUAUCAGGAGUAACAGGCCUGCGGUCAGUCUGGUGGACGCUUGUGAUGUUAAGCCCCAGCCUGUUGACUCCUGGGUCUAAAUGCAUGCAUGGCCUAAGAAAAAACCUCCCAGGCCAGAAGAGGAUCUCUUGCAUCACCACUGCCAUUUCACAGUUGAACUUUGUACAGAAAGAAACAUUUUAAAAAGACAAUGAUCACAUCAGCAACCACAUAGUAGCCGCCAGCGUUAAAUUGUGCUUUUCAGAGAUUUUUUUAAGGAUAAACAUUGACUACAAAUACUCUUCUAUCAUAACUACAUUCCCACUGGACAGCAUGUGAAUUUUUUCAGUGUUGACUUUUGUUGACAUUAAAUAGAUUGAGAUCAGUAAAGAUGACAGAGAGAGAGCAGAAGAGAGUGAAACUAAGGCGAAAAUAGACGGAAGAGGAAUGUGUGCAGGCAGAAAGCCAGGUGGAAAGAGACUUGGGGAAAGUUCUUUUCUUCAGUCCAGUCUUGGUUUCCACGUUUUUGAGUUAAAGAUUUUGAAGUAAACUGGUUUGGGGUUUUUGGGGGGUUUCUGAAAGUUUCUGAAUGUUUGUUACGGGUUUGGUUGGAACGGACAACGAAGGAAAAUGAAGGGACAGAAAUUGAACUGUAGCAUAAUGGACUGUACCACCAUAUGAACUGAAACUCCAUGUGGAUUCACUGUGUUUUCUCUGUUUUUUUCCCAAAAGAUAAAAAAAAAAAAUCUGAUAAGGAGUCAAACGUGUUAAACAGGCAAUUGGUUUUGCUUUUUUUUUUAAUAAAGAAAAUGUAAGUUGAUGUCUGGAAAGAGGCAAGUGACCCAGUAAGUACAACAGAUGAAAUAUAUUUUUGUUAAUUUUUGUUCUCACAGCAGGAAGUAAAAAGGGAGACCAAUAAGGAUUUCCAAUCAAACGGCUCCACUUAUUGAACCAAGACUAUAAGUUGUCACUUGGAUUGUGUAUUGAUGCGGUUUCAUAAGCAUCCUGGCUGGUUGCUCUUCAGUGAUGUGUAUUAAAGAAGACAUGAGGCGUUUUGUUAAAAAGGAAGAACAAGAUGAGAAGGAAAGAAGAUUGUUUUUUUUGUUUUUUUUUUAUACAGAUGUAUAUUAGAUUUAAAAAAAAAAUGAAGACAAAAAACAGAAAAGUCACAUUUCUUGGUUGUAUAUUAAAAUCACAUGAAAUGCAGAUCUCACUUGACCACGUCUGUAAACAACAAUUAACCACUUGUAUAAUUUCAGUGUUGUCCUCCGGUCAUGAUGAAGUUUAUUUAUGUUUGUCAAAAUAAGAAGGUAAAAAAACUUGCAGAAAAAUAUCAGUGUUGGUUUGUUGAGACAGACAUUCCACAGUGGGAAAAACAAAAGACGUCAAUGUUGUUCUUCCUGAUCCAUAAUCACGUAAUUUCCUUCAACCUCUCUUCACUGCCACAUCAAGACGAACGCUAAGCAAGAAUAAAACCUGUAAAGAUGUUUAUAUUAUGUCCUUUCCAAGUGCCAGUUUGUGUGGUGUUAUUUGGAUAUUAACUCAUCCACUCAUUCAGAAAGUGAAUUCAUCUGGAUGCAAAAGUGAAGAGCGUCUCAAAUAAAACAUGAAAAGUUGGUUAUAUAGUCUAUAUUUUUACAAUGUGGGCAGCUGAGAAGAAAUUUGUCAUUUAUUAGAAUUUGAGUUGGCAUUACCCACACACACCUCACUCAAGGCGAACAGCAUGUGCCUGCGUAAAAGUUGAAUCUGUGUUCAAAGUUCAAACAGCUUGCAUAUUUUACAGUGUUUACAAAGUUGUAUGUUGUGGUUAAAGCAAAUAAAACUACAAAAAAAAGUGUAAAUUAAACUUAGAUUUCAGAGGUUAGUGGAACAGUUCCCAUCAUUCCUUCUGUGUGUGUCCUCAGAUGUAUGCGUUGGUUGGAUAAACAUCCCUGUGGCACUUCUCAGUGAAGGAUUCCGAGUUGUUUUCCGGGAAACGAAGGUGAAUUUUGCUUUUGUGGGUGUGCAGCCCAUUGUGCAUUGACACAAAGAAGAGCCAUGCAACUGUGCAGUAAAAUACACAGAAACACACCGAAUCAAACAAGCCAACAUGUGUAGAUGUGACUGAUUCAAGAUCGUCAAAAUAAAGUAACAAAGUAGCGUUUGUACCUCUCAUGUGCCUUAACCUUUUCCAUAGUAGAAGAAAAAGUCAGAUGUGUUUUAUAAUAACUUUAUUUCUAACCUUGAUCUGUCAUUUCCUCAACCCAAACGCUCACCUUCCCUAUUUGGGUCAACUUUUAUCCCUUUUCUCCCGUCAUGUCAUCACUUGAUCUACUUGGCACCCCACCCCACUGUCGCCCUGAGUUAGUCUAGACUGUUGGCGAGUUUCUGCCUUCUAUCACAUUGUAUUAUAAACUUUUCAAAAGCUAGAUUUGUCAGAAAAAGGGGUUUGAAUCUGGAGAAGUAAAGAUGUUCAUGCUUUCUUAGCAGGCAGAAGCAAUGCCACGGUGACGGAAUGUAUUAUGUUAAUUUUACUAAUACCCAGAGGCAAAUAUUACGCUUGUUACACAUAAUGAAAAAUACUGGUUUGUAGAGUAUAAAUUUGGUGUGUUUUCAAUAAACCAUGCCUGAGAAAGAA
This is a messenger RNA of Oryzias latipes (Japanese medaka), 5950 nucleotides long. RefSeq names its product ARVCF delta catenin family member b (gene arvcfb). Lineage: Eukaryota; Metazoa; Chordata; Actinopteri; Beloniformes; Adrianichthyidae. Gene Ontology annotation, molecular function: protein binding. Gene Ontology annotation, biological process: cell-cell adhesion. Gene Ontology annotation, cellular component: nucleus; plasma membrane; cytoplasm. The record is from RefSeq and is a predicted model, not a curated record.